AUGGACAAAAGGAGUUGGCCUUGGAAGAAAAAAUCGUCUGAUAAGCACACGGUUGAGAAAGCAGUUGCCACUGCAUCAGACUCAUUGGCAGCUGCCUCAGAGUUGGACACGGCUCUAGCCGAAAAGGUCUGCCGAUAUUAUCGUUGGGAAAAGGCAGAAGCUGAAGCCGCAGCCCUGAAAAACCACCUCGAGUCGGUCACCCUGCUGAAGCUCACAGCCGAGGACCGUGCAUCCCACCUGGACGGGGCCCUCAAGGAAUGCAUGCGCCAGAUACGUAAUUUGAAGGAAGACCACGAGCAGAAGCUACACGAGGUCAUCCUGAGCAAGCAGAAGCUUUUCGACAAGAUGAAGCUCGACCUUGAAUCCCAAAUUGCCGACCUGGACCAAGACCUUAUGCGGUCAGCCGCCGAGAACGCGGCCCUUUCCCGAUCCCUCCAAGAACGCUCGAACAUGCUGGUCCAGCUCACCGAAGAGAAAUCUCAAGCAAAAGCCGAGAUCGAGAUCCUCAAGACCAACAUCGAGUCGUGGGAGAAGGAAGUGAGUUCGCUGAAAUACGAGCUCCAUAUUGCCCGGAAGGAGGUUGAGAUUCGGAACGAGGAGAGGAACAUGAGUGUGCGGUCUGCUGAGGUGGCGAACAGGCAGCACCUCGAGGGGGCAAAGAAGAUUGCGAAGCUCGAGGCCGAGUGCCAGCGGCUGCGGGGCCUUGUCCGGAAGAAGCUUCCGGGACCUGCUGCCUUGGCCCAGAUGAAGCUCGAGGUCGAGAGCCUGGGCCGGGACUACGGGGAGCCUCGAUUGAGACGGUCCCCGGUCAAGCCUCCCAGUCCGCACUCUCCCCAAUUUCCCGAGUUCUCGCUCGACGGCUCUCAAAAGUAUAUUAAGGAGAACGAGCUGCUGACCGAACGCUUGCUGGCUAUGGAGGAGGAGAUGAAGAUGCUUAAGGAGGCGCUUGCAAAACGUAACAGCGAGCUGCAGGCUUCUAGAAGCGUGUACGCGCAGACGAUCAGCAGGCUUCAGAGUCUCGAAGCUCAUAUGCAGGCGAAUGGCGAGCCGAAGAGUAUUGCGAAAGGCGGUAAGCCGUCGAGUUAUGCUUCCCUGUCCGAGGAUGGGAAUGACGAUAGCAUGAGUUGUUCCGGAUCGUGGACUAUGUCUGAGGUCUCGCAUUUGAAGAAAGAAAAGAAUGUGGAUAGCCCACAGAAGUCUGAAAAUGCGAGUAAUCAUCUGGACCUGAUGGAUGACUUUCUGGAGAUGGAGAAGUUGGCUUAUUUGUCAAACGGAUCGAAUGGGGAAGCUUUGAAUGUGGAGUUGUCAGAUAAUACUGGCAAAAGUGGGCGCGAGCUGUUGAAAAAUGAAGCUCUGGUUGAGGUUGCGAUUAAUGACUCUGAAGAAUCCCCUCAACUGCGACCAGAUCCACACGUAUUUGCUGAACUGCAAUUGAAGAUAUCGACGGUGCUUGAGUUGACAUCUGGUGAGAAAGACAUGGAAAAAGUUGCGGAGGACAUUAGACGUGUCAUGCAAGAUAUGCAGGAAACUUUACAGCUCCAGACAGUUUGUUCUGGUAAAAUUAACUCGUGUACCAAAGAUAUCGAGACCAACGGUCAAGAUUUACAAACUGCCAUCGCUCAGAUUUACGACUUCAUAAUGAUUCUUGGGAAAGAGACUAAAGCUAACAUACCGGGAACAGCUACUGAAGGGGAAGGACUGCACGAACAACUCGACACGUUGUCUGCCAAGUACAGUGAGGUUCUAUAUGGCAACGUUAAUCCAAUCGAUUUUGUUCUGGACAUAUCUAGUGUGCUGAACAAGGCAAGCGAGCUGCAUUUCAAUGUCUUGGGAUUCAAAGGCUCUGAAGUAGAAACCGGCAGCUCUGACUGUAUAGACAAGAUUGCACUCCCAGAGAAUAAGCCUGAUUUGAAUUCACUAGAAGAGCGAUAUUCUGCAAAUGGCUGUGCCCGUUUUUCGGAUUCCGCAUCUGAUCCUGAUGUGCCUAAUAACGGAAAUCUUGUCCCGACCUCUGAGUCAACGGCUGCCCCGUGGAAGUGUUCUUUGGAGGAGUUUGAACAGUUGAAGGCGGACAAGGAUAACUUGGUGGAUGACCUUGCUAGAUGCAUGGAGAAUUUUGAGAAUACAAAGUCCCAAUUACUAGAAACUGAACGGAUUUUGGGUGAGGUGAGGUCACAGUUGACUUUGGCCGAGAAGUCCAACAGCUUGGCUGAGACACAGCUCAAAUGCAUGGCCGAGUCGUACAAAUCACUUGAAACACGGACAGAUGAAUUGAAGAGUGAAGUAGGUGUCCUUCAAGAAAAGAUAGAAAGUUUGGAAAGUGAGCUACAAGAAGAGAGAAGGUGUCACCAGGAGGCGCUCCAGAGAUGCAGAGAUCUUCAAGAGCAGCUGGAAAGGAUGGAUUGUUUGGAAGCAGCUGAGAAUGAUGACAAGACUAGCCAGGAGAAAGAGCUAGCAGCUGCAGCUGAAAAGCUUGCCGAGUGUCAAGAAACCAUUUUCCUUCUCGGCAAACAACUAAACUCCCUUCGUCCCCAAACCGACACCUCGACUCCACUAAACUGCUCAAGAAAUCAAGACGUCGAGUCCAUUUUUCAGGAGGAACCCACCGUAAGUGGCAUGGAAAAUUUGCAAGAAACCGAAUCAUUAGAAGCCGAUACUUUUGUUUUACACAGAGCUGGAUCAGAGUCCCCAAUGGACCCAUUCAACUCCUCAUAUACUCCUUCGGACUCCGAUCCCAGCCACUUUCUGAGAUCGCCUGUCGGCUCUAAGUAUCAUCCUAAACACCGUCCUACAAACUCGGGCUCGUCUUCUGCUUCGUCCACGCCUACCCCGGAAAAGUAUGCUCGUGGGUUUAGCAGAUUCUUUUCUGCUAAAGGGAAAAAUUAG
Striga hermonthica is the source of this 2886-nucleotide messenger RNA. NCBI's taxonomy places the organism in Eukaryota, Viridiplantae, Streptophyta, Magnoliopsida, Lamiales, Orobanchaceae. The record is from the annotation of a GenBank genome assembly.